AUGGAACUCGAAUCCGCAAUCCCGGAAUGGCUCAGAAAAGACCGCACCGUACCUGCAAAGAAGACACCAGGCUUCACGCCCCCCUUCGAGCUCUACACCUCCCGCUUCCCAAAGACCAUCAAAGAUGUAGUCAUGGCCAUCAUCGGCGCCCAGUACGCAUUAGCCGACCUCAACGACGGCGGCGCCUUGAAGACGAUAGCCUCCUUUACAACCUCCGACCGUGUCGCCCCGGCCUCGCACCCAGCCUUCCGCGAAGCAGCCGCCGUUACGGAUAACCAGAGGUUCUUCAACGUUGCGGUGUUUGCAUAUUGGCCGAGCAGGACCGCGUACGAGGAGUGGUCGGCGGAGAGCGGCUUCCGGACGUGGUGGAGCGAUGCGAAGCCGGGAGAAGGGUCGCGACAUGGGUGGUUUUUGGAGGUGUUUCUCCCGACGGCUGAUCGGUUCGAGACUGUGUUUUCGACGGCGGAAACUGAGGGUGCAGCACACAUGAGAGAUAUCGUGAGCGGUCCUAUCAAGGAACAUGUCUACUGGGGCAGCAUGCGAGAUCGCCUGCCUAUAUCCCAGACGGAUGAGCUUCUCGGCGACCCAGAAUCAGAAAAGAAGCAAGGUGCCAACGGAUCAACACAACGAAAUGGCACAAGCAAGCUCCCGGAACGUGUUCGCGUACCAGGCAAGAAGAACCUCACCGUCAUCCGUUCCGGACAAGACUGGUCCGCAGCGCUCGCCGAAGAACGACAGAUUUACCUAGACUCGAUGCAGCCACCGCUAAUUAGGGGCAUGGAGUACCUCCGCGACCACGGCGACGAGGUCGGCUGCUUCAGCUGCCGCUUCAUGGAGAUUGUCGACCCCCUGACGGCCGAGGGCGGGCACGACCGGACUUUUGGGCUGGCGUACUUUGAUAACAUCGCCUCGCUGGAGCGCUGGAGUAAAGAGCACCGGACGCACUUGGCCAUCUUUGGCGAGUUUGUAAAGUAUGCCAAGGGAUUAGGGGAUCAGAUGUCCUUGCGAUUAUUUCACGAGGUCCUGGUUUUGGAGCCUGAGCAGCAGGUUUUUGAGUACAUUUGGUGUCAUGAUGGGACUGGGAUGUUGAGUUCUUUGUAG
Molecule: messenger RNA, 1101 nt
Organism: Colletotrichum phormii
Lineage: Eukaryota; Fungi; Ascomycota; Sordariomycetes; Glomerellales; Glomerellaceae
Product: phenylacetaldoxime dehydratase
Exons: 1
Coding region: 1-1101 (366 amino acids)
Source: RefSeq, a predicted model, not a curated record